AUGUGGAAGCUAGCAGCAGGACCGGCACAGCGCGCGGCAAGCGCUUGGAGUUGCCUCUCGGCCGGCCGGACGCUUGUGCUGUCAGUUGCCGGAACGAGGGUAACGGCGAGGGCCAGCGUGUCUCUGGGAAACACGUGGACCAGCAAUGUCAUGGGUCGAGCGCUGCACACACUGCGCCCGCUGGCGGCUAAAAAGGUCAAGUUUGAGGUGGAGGACAGCAGCAAGAAGAACAUGCUGCCCAACACUUUCUUGCUGAUCGGCGUGGAUGGCGAGCAGCUCGGCGAGUUUACGGCUCCGCGAGCCAUCAGUCAUGCCCGCCAAAACAGUCUGUCGGUGGUCUUGGUCUCUCAAAAGCCGCCCGUUUGCCGCCUUAUGACCACGACCCAUUUGCGAGAGCGUCAACAAAAGGCACGCGAAGCAGCUUCAAAUAAGAAUAAUGCCAAGCGGCCAGCAUCAAAGUUUCCUCAAAAAGAAAUUCAAAUGACCGCCUGGAUUACCGAGCACGAUCUGAGUAUCAAGCUGAAGCAGAUCCGCAAGUUUCUCACAAAGGGCAAUCAAGUGCGGCUCUUCAUCAAACACCGNAAGGGUCAAGCUCGAGACAAGGAGCAACAAGCCCAAGUCAUUGCCAGGAUUCAAGACGAGAUGAACGAGAUUGCGGCGCUGGAAGAGGCCCCCAAAUCCACCGGAGGAUAUGGCACCGGCAUGAUCGCUACACUGCUGCCCAAUUUGGAGGCGAUCGAGGCCCUGCGCACUGCUGCCAACGACAACGAUGACAGCGAGGAGGAUGAUCACGACACCAACACCUUAGAUAGCAAGUAG
Messenger RNA from Monosiga brevicollis MX1, 819 nucleotides. RefSeq lists its product as uncharacterized. Bases 1 to 819 code for a protein of 272 amino acids. Gene Ontology annotation, cellular component: mitochondrion. The transcript is spliced from 5 exons. Lineage: Eukaryota; Choanoflagellata; Craspedida; Salpingoecidae. The record is from RefSeq and is a predicted model, not a curated record. Gene Ontology annotation, biological process: ribosome disassembly; mitochondrial translational initiation. Gene Ontology annotation, molecular function: translation initiation factor activity; ribosome binding.